CAUGUUGCAAACCACCACUUUAACUACUUUACACACCAUUAUCGUCCUCACCGCCAUGCAAUUAGACAAAUCUCCCUUAUCAACCUUACACGCGUCGUCGCUACAGCCAUAAAUCCAUCUGCCCCACACGAUCCCCAAUCCGUUAUCUGCUUCUGUGACAACACCAGAGCAAAUCCUUAGGCUCCCAAGCGAAUUCCUCGUCAUCAAUAUCGCCCACAGUAAACACUCCAUUCAUGCUUGCCGUCUGAGCUGAUUCGUCACCAGCCGAAUCGCCCCAGUUGUCACCGUAUAGCAUGUGUGCCUGAUAAAACUAGUGCUGACCUUCCAACUCGCCCGCCAAGCCACUCCAACCGUCGUCAUCCCUUCGUCGUACAAGUAGUCUCUCGAUCCAACUGACUUUCGUCUGUUUCAUUUCAACAUCUCACAAUUCGCUGCACGCCCAAUAUGGGCCUUCUCAGUGACCAUGCCAUCGUAUUUACCCUAGCAUCUCUUCUGGUGGCCUGGCUUGGGGCCAAGGUCUUCAGGGUCGUCAUGGAGCGGAGAAAGUUUCGAAAACUUCCUGGCCCGCCCUGUAACCUUUUCCUCGGACAUCUUAUACCCAUGGGCAAAAUAGCCAUGAAGCAUCCACAGCGCGUUCAUCCCCACGUUUUAGUAGCCAACUUGAUGCGAGAGUACAAUCUGCCGUCUGUCUUCUACUUGGAUAACCGACCGGCGGCAGAAUACCCCGUCCUGGUCGUUGCAGACCCGGAGGUGGCCCGGGAAAUCUCCGAAUCUGGACUUCCAAAGCAUCGCACUCUUCUCGAAACCAUUGAGCCGUUGGCGGGAAGGUUGAACAUCCUGUCAAUCGAGGGGCAACUCUGGAAGAAAUGGAGAAACGUCUUCAACCCUGGGUUUUCCGUCCAACAAGUCAUCAGCCAAGUGCCUGUCAUUGUUGAAUGCACAGAGGCAUUCAUCAACAUCCUCGAUCGGCAUGCAUCCAAAGAUGAAGUCUUCAGACUAGAAGAGGAAACCACAAAGAUUUCCAUCGAUGUCAUCGGCCGAGUCGUCUGUGACCACGACUUCAAAACCCUUACUACCGACAACGACUUCAUGCGUACCAUGAGGAAAACCCUCUCCUGGAUGCCCAACCAGCAAUCCAUGAACCCAUGGCACCGCAACCACCCGCUACGACCUAUCAUGUGGAAGUACUACAAGCGGCAGAUGGACAAUUAUAUCGGAAAAGUCCUCGAUGAACGUUUCGCGGUUCGGGAUACGGGUGUUCCAAAGAAGGCGAAGAUAAGGACAGGCAUCGAUCUUGCUCUUGCCGAGUAUUUCAAGGAGAACGGCCAGGAUGCUGAUUCCCACAAUGCUACCGUCAUGGACGCCGAGUUCCGACGUUUUGCCAUCGACAACCUGCUCAUCCUGCUAUUUGCCGGACAUGAUACAACGGCCUCGACAAUCUGUUACUGCUAUCACAUGCUUCACAAGCAUCCGCACAUCCUUGCAAAACUUCGACAAGAGCUAGACGACGUAUUCGGUGCCGGUGUUAGCGCGACCCAGCAGCUCAAAGAUAGUCCCUACUUGAUCAACAAAUGCGAGUACACGCUCGCAGUCAUCAAAGAGGUGCUACGACUUUGGCCUCCAGCCUCUGGUGUCCGCAGUGGACAGAAGGGUCAUUUCAUCAAGGAUCCCGCAAGCGGAGAGAUGCUACCAACAGAAGGAUGCAUUAUCUGGACAGUGUCCAUGUGCCUAGGUCGGAGCGCCAAAAUAUGGGGCUCCGAUGUCGACGUAUUCAGGCCCGAACGCUUCCUCCCCGAGAACGCGGACAAGAUCCCACUCAAUGCCUGGCGACCAUUCGAGAAGGGCCCACGGAAUUGUAUCGGUCAAGAAUUGGCCCUGGUUGAGAUGAAGGUUGUGCUCGCGCUCACGGUACGAGAGUUUGACAUUAGGGCCGCCUAUGAUGAGCUGGACGCGCUUAGCAAUGACGGCAGUCUGUGGGCAAGGGACUCGAGUUUCCGUAAAGGACCCCAGAAAGCCUUUGGUGACGAAAUGUAUCAGAUCCUCUUGGCUGCUGGCAAGCCGCGGGAAGCCACGACUGUAGUAGCGGCGAAUGGGACUGUGGAUCUGGGCUGGCAUGCACCUAAGAAGAGUUGGAUUAAUGAUCUUGGUCAGGUGUUGAAUGGGACGGGAACGAAUGGGUUUGUGUUUGGUGGGUCGGAGCUGCCCAAGGGCGUCAAGUAUGGGACAUACAACUGGUGUAAUAUGCCGCAUGUGAGGAAGGAGGAGUAUCCUGUGGCAGCCAAGGAGUACGACUUGGUGUAUGUGGAAGUUAUCCAUCGCCAUCAUAAGAGAACGCCAUAUGCGUCUAACACAUUCCUCAAAGAGUCGUAUAACUGGGAGUGCGCUAACCAAGGACUCUUCUACUACGGCCAGCCUCUCAAUCCCUCUGGCAACAAGUCGAGUUCGACGUACUGGAGCGUCUACUCUAGCGACGUCAACCCUUUCCCGAAAUCGGGUUUCCAAGGAUCUUGCCAAUUCCCCCAGAUCACUAGGGAGGGCCUGGAUGAUUCGUGGCAGCACGGCAAAGAUCUCUACGGCGUGUAUCGCGAUCAGCUCCGCUUCCUGCCCAAGAACAUCAACGACAAAGUCUCUUUCCGCGUUACCAACAAUGUCAUUACCAGCCAGGUCGCAGGCAUGCUAGUCGACGGCAUGUUCUCACCCAAACGCGACGUACCCCUGCGAAUCCAGCCCUCCGGCGUGGAUUCCCUAGAACCCCAAUACACCUGCCCCAAAGCCUCGUCGCUCUCCAGCUCCUACGGCGUAGGCAGCACAGCAGCAAACUGGACCGCCCACCUGACGGCCACAAAACCGCUCUUCAGCUCCCUAGACUCCAUAUCCGGCGUCGCCAGUGACUCGACCGAAUGGCACAGGUCCUUCGACCACUACUACGACAACCUCUCCGCAAGACAAUGCCACGCCAAACCCCUCCCCUGUAAACUCAACGACACAACCUCCUGCGUUACCCAGGAGCAAGCAAACACCGUCUAUCGCCUCGGCCAGUACGAGUACUCCUUCCUCUACAGGGACAGUCCGCAAUCCCUCCAAGCCUCCAUCGGCUCCUACGGCGUCUUCCUCGCCGAACUCGCGCAGAACAUGCGCGACGCAGCGAGUGGGAAGAGCCCCGUUAUCUACCGCCACAACGUCGCGCACGACGGCUCCGUGUCGCGCCUGCUGAGUAUCCUGCAGAUCGACCAGAUGGUCUGGGUGGGCAUGGGGUCUGAGGUGGUGUUUGAAAUUUACCAAAAGAAGCAGAAGGGCGGUGAUUAUGUAGCGGAUAAGAAGUUUAUUCGCAUCUUGUGGGGUGGCCAGGUGUUGGUUAGUUCGAACCCGAGUCUGGGCAAGGUGGAUAUGUUGGAUUUGGAUGUGUUUUUGGGGUAUGUGGAUGGGUUGGUUGGGAGUAAGGCGGAAAAUGUGGUGGCGUUUUGUAAGUCGUAGAUUCGGCUGUAUGUUGGAUAUAGUGAUGGAGCGUGGUUCACUCCUAAAGGAAGGAUAAGUGUUCUUGAUGCAUCAGUUUGACUGGUCGCUAAUGUAUUCUGAACGUGUCUCACUCUUUGACCGGCCUUAGCGGCCCGAAUGCCC
Molecule: messenger RNA, 3618 nt
Organism: Cucurbitaria berberidis CBS 394.84
Lineage: Eukaryota; Fungi; Ascomycota; Dothideomycetes; Pleosporales; Cucurbitariaceae
Product: cytochrome P450
Exons: 7
Coding region: 445-3474 (1009 amino acids)
Molecular function (GO): oxidoreductase activity, acting on paired donors, with incorporation or reduction of molecular oxygen; iron ion binding; monooxygenase activity
Source: RefSeq, a predicted model, not a curated record